AUGGUAUAUGAGCACGAGGAGGGUGCCAUGAAAAAGGCAGCAAGGCAACACUUAUAUAGUGUGCCGCUUAGUGGUGCAUCGACAUAUAACGAACACUUUAAUGAAAUAGAAAUGGCGUGGCUAACAAAACUAAAUGCUGACGACUUUAUAUCGCUUGAAAAGGAGGGGAAGUGGAAGCGUUGGGAGGACUGUGCUGCAUGGCUGACGUCCCAUUCAGUAACCACCGACCGCUAUCUUGUUCCCAAUUUGGAAGCGAUUGGAGGGCUGGAAGAGUUCCGGUUCAAAAAGAUAACAGCUGAGGAGUUGGAGUGUUUGAAGUGCUGGGAAGACCCUUUCUGCCACGGUGAUCAUACCUACCGGUAUGUGCUUGGGGUGGAGCCUCGUGAUUUAACUGAUGAACUAUGUUUUGGCAUAUUGUUGGCUAUGAGUGGUUUUGAUCCCCUUUUGACGAACACCACCAUGACAUAUUCUGGUGCUUCCAUGAUGGCUGAGUGCAUCAGACGUGGCUUCAAACGAACCCCGAUUGGUCACUAUGGAAUGAACGGAUAUAACAAUGAAAGAAUGAAAGUUGAAUAUGUACCAACUCCAAUGGAGGCUGUGGCGGACAAAGCCAAACUGCAGAUGCAUCGAGCUGCAUUUGCUGGUCAUGGCUUGAAGCCGCAGCUGGUCCGCAUCUCCCACAAUCUUACAACUGCUGCUUUGCAAUUCACCGAGAAAAGGAACCCCUUGGCAAUGGAGCUGACAAAUCAUCUUCCUGAAUUGAAAAUUGCAACUGGCCCACUUGCCUCUUCUCAAUCUUUUACUGGCAUACCCCCCCCCCCAAAUAUAUGUCUCUUAAAAUCUGUGUUCCAGUGCUCCCUACUAGUUCCAUGCCAUACACUCUGA
This is a messenger RNA of Seminavis robusta, 885 nucleotides long. The record is from the annotation of a GenBank genome assembly. Lineage: Eukaryota; Bacillariophyta; Bacillariophyceae; Naviculales; Naviculaceae.